Molecule: messenger RNA, 5364 nt
Organism: Pelodiscus sinensis (Chinese soft-shelled turtle)
Lineage: Eukaryota; Metazoa; Chordata; Testudines; Trionychidae
Source: RefSeq, a predicted model, not a curated record
AUGGCAGAAGUCUUUGUGUCGGUUUUCACCAAGAAGGUUGGUGGUGAUUGGAUGCCCACAAUUGUGAAUGCUGGCAAAAAGGAGAUUCCGGUUUUAAAGCUCGCCAUUUUAAGCCUGGUGUAUCUGGAGGACCUGUCUCGUGAUUGUCAGGUGCCUGACUUCUGGAUCCGUCCCCAGCUGUCCAAGGAGAAGAUUGAGGGAUGUCACAUCUGCACCUCGGUAACGCCCGGGGAGCCCCAGGUGUUGCUGGGAAAGGACAAGGCCUUCACCUACGACUUUGUCUUCGACCUGGACACGUGGCAGGAGCAGAUCUACACCACGUGCGUCAGCAAGCUCAUUGAGGGUUGCUUCGAAGGCUACAAUGCCACCGUGCUGGCGUAUGGCCAGACCGGAGCUGGCAAGACGUACACCAUGGGCACCGGCUUUGACAUGAACCUCUCCGAGGAAGAGAACGGGAUCAUCCCCCGGGCCAUCUCCCACCUCUUCAGCGGCAUCGAGCAGCGCAAGCGGGCGGCGCAGGAGCGGGGCACGCCUGUGCCUGAGUUCAAAGUCAGCGCCCAGUUCCUGGAGCUCUACAACGAGGAGAUCCUGGACCUGUUCGACAGCGCCCGGGACCCCGACGCCCGCCACCGCAAAUCCAACAUCAAAAUCCACGAGGACGCCAGCGGCAGCAUCUACACCACCGGCGUCACCUCCCGCCUCAUCAGCUCCCAGGACGAGCUGAUCCAGUGCCUGAAGCAGGGGGCUCUGUCCCGCACGACCGCCAGCACCCAGAUGAAUGUGCAGAGCUCCCGCUCCCAUGCCAUCUUCACCAUCCACCUGUGCCAGAUGAGGGUCUGUGCCCAGCCCGACCUGGUGACCGGCCUGCCAGAGGGGUCCCAGACCUCCAGCGAGUACGAGACGCUCACUGCCAAGUUCCACUUCGUCGACCUGGCCGGCUCGGAGAGGCUGAAGCGCACCGGCGCCACGGGCGAGAGAGCCAAGGAGGGCAUCUCCAUCAACUGCGGCCUGCUGGCGCUGGGAAACGUCAUCAGCGCCCUCGGAGACCAGAGCAAGAAAGCCGGGCACGUCCCCUACCGAGACUCCAAACUCACCCGGCUCCUGCAGGACUCCCUCGGGGGGAACAGCCAAACCAUCAUGAUCGCCUGCAUCAGCCCCUCGGACCGGGACUUCAUGGAGACCUUGAACACGCUGAAGUACGCCAACCGGGCUCGCAACAUCAAGAACAAGGUGGUGGUGAACCAGGACAAGACCAGCCAGCAGAUCAGCGCGCUGCGGGCCGAGAUCGCCCGCCUCCAGAUGGAACUCAUGGAGUACAAGGCGGGCAAGCGUGUCGUCGGGGAGGACGGGGCGGAGGGCUACAGCGACCUGUUCCAGGAGAACGCCAUGCUCCAGAAGGAGAACGCCGCCUUGCGCAUGCGGGUGAAGGCCAUGCAGGAGGCCAUAGACGCCAUCAACACCCGCGUCACCCACCUGAUGAGCCAGGAGGCCAAUUUGAUACUGGCCAAGGCAGCUGACGGCAACGAGGCCAUUGGGGCUCUGAUCCAGAACUACAUCCGGGAGAUCGAGGAGCUCAGGACAAAGCUGUUGGAGAGCGAAGCCAUGAACGAGUCGCUCCGCCGCAGCCUGUCGCGGGUCUCCUCCCGGCCCCCGUACUCCCUGGGCUCGUCUCCAGGGCCGGGCCUGGGGGCGCUCAGCAGCCCCAUGGUCUCCAUGGAGGCAGAGGCCUCGGAAGUCCUUCGGCGGGCCAAGCAGGACCUGGAGCGGCUGAAGAAGGAGACCAGGCAGCGGAGGAAGAGGAGAAGGCCAAGUCCCUGGCUGGGGGCGGGGGGCGGCUAUUCCGGGUCCUCCCAUCACUAUAGGACCAUAGUUACUGGACACCCCUUCUCCCUUGGCUUCCGGCACGCUCCAGACACCCUGCCCCCACCCCACAGCCAUACAGCAGGGAAGUGGGGGUCCUGCAUUUGGGGCUGGCGGGAGCAAGAGCCUGGGCCGAUGGGAGAAGGCCCGUGGGGCCUGACCCCCAAUGUUUCCCAGGAGGAGGAGGAGCGGGAGGAGAGCGGCUGUGAGGAGGAGGACGAGGACUCGGGCAGCGAGGAGAGCCUGGUGGACUCCGACUCGGAUGCUGAGGAGAAGGGUAACGCCCGGGCCUGGCGCCCCCUCUGCCGAGGCACCAUGGAAUGCUACACGGAGGAGAAGGCCAACAAGAUCAAGGCGGACUACGAGAAGCGGCUGAAGGAGAUGAACCGGGACCUGCAGAAGCUGCAGGCGCCUGGGGGCUCCGCCCAGCCCGGCGCGCUGAGCCUGCCUCCCUCCCCAGGCACCAUGGAAUGCUACACGGAGGAGAAGGCCAACAAGAUCAAGGCGGACUACGAGAAGCGGCUGAAGGAGAUGAACCGGGACCUGCAGAAGCUGCAGGUGGCCCAGAAGGAGCACGCCCGCCUGAGGGGAGCCCCCUCGGCCUCGCCAAGAGGGCUUAGCAGUGCCAUGAUGCACCUGCCCGUCCCCCCGCAGGUGGCGCUGAUGAAGCAGAUGCGGGAGGAGCAGCAGCGCAGGCGGCUGGUGGAGACCAAGCGGAACCGGGAGAUCGCCCAGCUGAAGAAGGAGCAGCGCCGGCAGGAGUUCCAGAUCCGGGCCCUGGAGUCCCAGAAGCGGCAGCAGGAAAUCGUGCUGCGAAGGAAAACCCAGGAGGUCUCCGCUCUGCGCCGCCUGGCCAAGCCCAUGUCGGACCGGGUCGCCGGGCGGGCGAGCCAGAAGCCAGCCCUGCUGGACUCUGGGGGGGGGGGGCCCCCCGGCACCACCUCCUCGGACCCGGAGUCCGGCUCCCGCUCGGUCUCCAGCAUAGUGCGCCAGUGGAACCGGAAAAUCGACAACUUCCAGGGAGACCCUUCGCCCUCCAUGAAUGGGGCGCGGCCCGUCAGGUCAGACAGGUCCCUGACCACGCCCCAUGCUGGUACCCGUGGGUCUCGGCUCAAGUGGCAGUCGCUGGAGCGGCGCAUCUUCGACAUCGUCAUGCAGAGAAUGACCAUCGUCAACCUGGAGGCCGACAUGGAGCGACUGAUCAAGAAGCGGGAGGAGCUGGCGCUGCUGCAGGAGGCACUGCUGGGCAAGAGGGGAAAGCUGCAGGCCGAGAGCCCUGAGGAGCAGAAGAGCCUGCAGGAGCUGAACGAGGAGAUCGAGGUGCUGACGGCCAACAUCGACUACAUCAACGACAGCAUCUCCGACUGCCAGGCCACCAUCAUGCAGCUCGAGGAGAGCAAGGAGGAGCUGGACUCCACCGACACCUCCGUGGUGAUCAGCUCCUGCUCCCUGGCCGAGGCGCGCCUGCUGCUGGACAACUUCCUCAAGGCGUCCAUCGACAAGGGGCUGCAGGUGGCUCAGAAAGAAGCGCAGAUCCGCCUGCUGGAGGGGCGCCUGAGACAGACGGACGUGACCGGCUCCUCCCCGAACCACGUGAUCCUGGACGCCCUGCGGGAGAAGGCCGAGACCCCCCCCGAGCUGCAGGCGCUGAUCCACAACGUGCAGCAAGAGAACGGCUACGCCAGCACGGACGAGGAGAUCUCGGAGUUCAGCCUGGCCUCGGACGGGAGCGUCUCCCAGUCUCUCACCAUGAAGGGCUCGGCCAGCCAGGAUGACUUCAAGUUCCAGGGGGAGCCCAAGCUGUCCGGCCAGAUGAAGGCUGUGUCGGCCGAGUGCCUGGGACCCACGCUGGACAUCUCCACCAAGAACAUCACCAAGUCCUUGGUGUCGCUCAUGGAGAUCAAGGAGGACGGGAUUGGCUUUUCCAUCCGGGAUCCCUACUACAAGGACAAGGUCUCCCGCACCAUCAGCCUGCCCACCCGCGGCAGCACCUUCCCGCGGCAGUCCCGGGGCGCGGACACCUCGCCUCUGACCCGGAGGAAGUCCUACGACCGUGGGCAGCCCGUCAGGACUUCGGACGCGGGCUUCACGCCACCCUCGUCCCCGCCCACCAGGCCGCGCAACGACCGCAACGUCUUCUCCCGCCUCACCAGCAACCAGAGCCAGGGCUCCGCGCUGGACAAGUCUGACGACAGCGACUCCUCUGUCUCGGAGGUGCUGAGGGGCCUCAUUAACCCAGUGAGCAGCGCCAAGAGCGCCCGCACGGCCCCGCUGCAGUGCAUCUCCGUGGCCGAGGGACACUCCAAGCCCGUUCUCUGCGUGGACGCCACCGACGAGCUGCUCUUCUCUGGAUCCAAAGACCGCAGCUGCAAACUGUGGAACCUGGUGACGGGCCAGGAAAUCGCCUCGCUGAAAGGCCACCCCAACAACGUGGUGUCCAUCAAGUACUGCAGCCACUCGGGGCUGGUGUUCACCGUCUCCACGUCCUACAUCAAGGUGUGGGACAUCCGGGACUCGGCCAAGUGUGUCCGCACCCUCACGUCUUCGGGCCAGGUGAUCUCCGGGGACGCCUGUGCUGGGACCUCCACCCGCACCAUCGCCAGCGCGCAGGGCGAGCACCAGAUCAACCAGAUCGCGCUCAACCCCGCCGGCACCAUGCUCUACGCCGCCGCCGGGAACUCCGUCCGGACCUGGGAGCUCAGCAGGUGGGGGCAGUGCUGGGCCCGGAGGGGCGAGCGGGGCCCGAGGCCAGGGCAGCUCUUGGUGGGGGAGGCGGCCAGCCAGCCUUCCUUGGCUGUUUCCUUGCAGAUGUUUGAGAUCGCGGACAGCAUGGGGGGGAACAUCGGCCCCACCCACAACUUCGAGCCCCCGCACUACGACGGCAUCGAGUGCCUGGCCAUCCAGGGCAACGUGCUCUUCAGCGGCUCCCGGGACAACGGCAUCAAGAAGUGGGCCCUGGAGCAGCAGGAGCUCCUGCAGCAAAUCCCCAACGCGCACAAGGACUGGGUCUGCGCCCUGGCCUUCGUGCCCGGCCGCCCCAUGCUGCUGAGCGCCUGCCGCGGGGGCACGGUGAAGGUCUGGAACGUGGAGAACUUCACGCCCGUGGGGGAGAUCAAAGGCCACGACAGCCCCAUCAAUGCCAUCUGCACCAACGCCAAGCACAUAUUCACAGCCUCCAGCGACCUGACGGUGAAGCUGUGGAGCCGGAGGAAGCUCCGGAACGGCCCGACCUAGGCACUGGGAAGGCAGGCCCAGCCCCCUCCCUGCCCAGGAAGCUGCUUUGUCCGCAAGAGCAGGGGGCGGCCUGGCCUGUGUGGUGUCCGGUUCCCAGGCCUCGGGGGGCUGGGGCUGUGGGCACUCCCGGCCGGGGGCGUGGCCCUGUGCAGCCCACGCUGGGCCUCCGGGGACCAGGGCAGGGCCCAGCAGUGCUUUGGGAUGGGGCCUUGCCAGCCCCAGCAGGACCCCCGAAGGGAUCCGUCCAGUCUGCCCCCCAGCCUGGUCAGC